AUCGUUGUGCGCGGAUUUCGCAGUAGCGUUCGAUGCGCCCGUGGUAGUGAUCUAAAUGAAGUUUCGCCGAGGCAUUACUAAGCUAAAGAGUCGGAUUCUAGUCCCUCUAAUGGUUCAAAUAUUAUAGCGGGGCGUCCGAGCAGUCUUCUGUCGUGAACAUGCUGCCAGGGGUAGGUGUUUUCGGAACUGGUAAGUCGGUGCGAGUGCUGGUCCCGUGUUUGCGCUCUCGUGGCUUCAAGGUAGAAGCCAUUUGGGGCCGGACUAUCGACACGGCGAAGGAAGCUGCUUUGGAACUGGGCAUUCCGUUUUAUACGAACAAGGAGGAUGAGGUACUACUACGCAAGAGCGUCGAUUUGGUGUUCAUCAUGUGCUCUCCUCACCAACACGCCCAGAUCGCCGUCAAGGCUCUCGGAAUUGGAAAGCAUGUUUUGUGUGAUCGCCCCGCUGGUCUGUCACAGUCGGAAGUACUUAAGAUGGUGCGAGCAGCGCAGUACUACCCAACGCUCAUAUCGGUGCUUUGUCACAGUCUGCGAUUCCUACCAGCUUACGUUCACAUGAAGCGGCAGAUACAGGACGGCUAUGUGGGAACCGUGCAGAUAAUUGAGGCUCGUGUACACUGCGGUUCUCUCGUCCACGACUGCUAUGACUGGACGUGUGAAGAGUCCAUGGGAGGGGGUGUGCUGUCCACAUUUGGUAGUCACAUCAUCGACAUAGCGGCAUUUGUGACGGGUCUUCGCGCAGUUCGCGUGCACGGCUUGACGAGGACGUUGACCAAGACGACGGACACGGUGUGUGGCAUUCGGCAGGUGAGCAGCGACGACUUCUGCUCCUUCCAAAUGGAGCUGAGCAACGGGGCGUACGCAACCGUCACGCUGAACAGCCACUGUGCGGGCCAGUUCAGCCAGGAGCUCCUGGUGUGCGGUACACGCGGCAAGCUGGUGGUGCGCAGCGGGGAUUUGCACGGACAGCGCAAAGGCGCCAAGGAGGAAGUGCUGUACCUGGACGUCGAGGACCUGAAGCAGGCGCCUGACUGCGUAGUGCCGAAGCCGCACGCCAAGGGACUCGUCAAGAUGGUCACAGCGCUGCGAGAUGCUUUCGCCUCGCGUGCCAACGCCCCUGGUUGGGCCAAGGAGCCUACAGAAAGUGCUGCUAGCUUCGAAGACGGCCUCUACAUUCAAGCCAUUAUGGAAGCCGUUCGCCAAUCAUCGCAGACGCGUCAGUGGGUGCGCGUGCAGUUGUUACAGGACGAGGGCCGCAACAAGGGUGCCUUCUGCAGCCUCUAUCAGAUGGCCAGUGCUUCCAUGUAACUACUCGUUAGCUUUAUUUAUUGCAUUAUGACGCACAAGUUCUACACACCUUGCCACCUCCACAGCACAGGGAUGUACAAGUGCAGCUUCAUCGUGCUAAUCAUGCAGAGUCCGCACGGGUUCUAAGUGUACAUAGCUCUCGUGAAAACGGUGCCACUAAAUUACAGUUCCCGCUGGACAGAUUACCACCUGCAUUUAUGCAUCCUCUUUUUUUCGCUCUUUUUUUCUGCCAGUAUUUUCAUGCAGGUGUAGCUGCCUUUUCAUACUUACGGUGUGGCGAAGGACUGCACACUCAAAGUGUCCGCUGUUCUUGCUGGUUAACUUAGCACAGCAUUUGAAGGUGCCUGAGUAUGGAAAAUUCAAAGCAUCUCAGUAGUCAUUGGCAGGUAGCAGCACAUCAUAGUCUUCUUGAGGCUCAGAAUGAAGGGAAAGUGCAGCUGUGCAUAUGCAGGUAUACAGCAAAUUGUAGGUUGUGCUAACAUUAACGUGGUGAUCCAUGUGCCCACGCUGAAGCUACAUGUGCAUUGUUGGUCCUGUUGUGAUUACAAGGUAGCUGACGAUCUCAGGUUGCUUUUAAUCUCUGCUGUCAUUGUUGGUACCUGUUCAAGUUUUGAAUGAAAUUCUAGUCCUUUUCUACAAAUGGCAUGUAGUGCUUAUUAAGAAAAGGGUGCAGAGGCCCUUUUGCCAAUGAUCUUGGGCAUAUUUUGAGGGAUUUCACUGUUUGUGCUCACUGCUGCAUUUAUUUUGUUUGGCAGCUUGUUCUCAUUUAUACAGUUGUUUUGCGAAUCUGUAGGUGCUUCUUUUUCUUUUUUAAUUACAACUCUGACAUGUAAUGUGCAUGUAUAACACACA
This is a messenger RNA of Rhipicephalus microplus (southern cattle tick), 2159 nucleotides long. Its product is annotated as glucose-fructose oxidoreductase domain-containing protein 1. Gene Ontology annotation, molecular function: nucleotide binding. Lineage: Eukaryota; Metazoa; Arthropoda; Arachnida; Ixodida; Ixodidae. The record is from RefSeq and is a predicted model, not a curated record.